AUGCAGUAAUUCCAAUAAACACAAUUUGAAGUUUCUCUCUCUCUCUCUACAAAGUCUACAAUAAUAUAUCACUAUGGUGAAGUGUGUCGAUGCCACCUGGGUAGCCAAACAAGACCCUCAGUCUAUUCUACUUCUCGACACUAGAGAAGUCUCAGAAUACAAUGCCGGCUUCAUACCUGGAUCUGUCAACAUCUGUUGCACAGGAAUGAUUCUGCGAAGACUCAAGAAUGGAUCGCUUAAAGUAGAGUGUCUUCUAAACUUGCAAGAAGACAAAGACAAGCUUGAACUAGCCAAAGAAGCAGAAUGCGUUCAAGUAAUUGUCUGUGAUAGACACUCAAGAUCUCUAGAUGAUCUGCAAUCUGACUCGGUUGCAGCUCUGCUCCUCAAAAGACUUUCAAGAGACUGUAAAUUCGUUGCCUUUCUGUCUGGAGGUUUCGAGUACUUCGCGCAACACUACCCUCAACUUUGUGACUUGGAAAUGACAAGAAAUGACCUUCUCCAAAGAAGACCAAGCAGCCUUGUUCUGCAACUCUCAAACAUAGCACUGGGUGUAACUGAACAAGCCAGCAAUGGCUCAGACUCCGAAGAGUCUUCUCCAUCAGAAGCAGCUGGACAUGCACCUUACGAGAUACUACCUCAUCUUUUCCUGGGCUGCAGAAAAGUGGCAGCAAGUUUGCAACAUCUCAAAGACAGCAGAAUUACACGAAUUCUCAAUGUCACUUCUUCAGAACCCAACAACUUUGAAAGCCAGGGAUUUGAGUACAAACAGAUUGCUGUGGAAGAUUCACACGAUGUAAAUAUGCUUAAGUAUUUGCCAGAUGCCUUCUGUUUUAUCGAAGACGCCCGAAUGAACAACGAGAAAGUACUUGUACACUGCCACGCUGGCAUGUCGAGAUCAGUGACAGUGAUUCUAGCCUACCUCAUGAAGAAUUACCAUCACACUCUGGACAGUGCCUACGACUUUGUGAAGCAAAGAAAACAGAACAUUUCCCCUAACUUUGGUUUCAUGGGUCAGCUUCUCGAAUACGAAUGCAGUCUCAGAUCAAGCCCAGCCGACUCUGGCUUCGGAGGCUCUGCUAAUGGCAGCCCAAUGAACGGACAUAUAUUUCUUUCAUCUUCACCACUUGUGCUACCUAAUGUUAGCAGGUCUUUUGUUUUAGCCAAUUAAAUUAUUUGUAAUUUCAUGUUUGUAUGUUUUAUUGGCAACCACUCGCUUGUUUGUAUGUGAUUUUUGUUCUGUGCUACUUAUCCUAAUCCACCAAUUUGAAAAGAAAAUCUUUCAAACUUACAAA
This is a messenger RNA of Halichondria panicea, 1292 nucleotides long. RefSeq names its product dual specificity protein phosphatase 6-like. The record is from RefSeq and is a predicted model, not a curated record. Gene Ontology annotation, biological process: protein dephosphorylation; negative regulation of MAPK cascade. The coding region runs from base 74 to 1168 and encodes 364 amino acids. Gene Ontology annotation, cellular component: cytoplasm; cytosol. Gene Ontology annotation, molecular function: MAP kinase tyrosine phosphatase activity; MAP kinase tyrosine/serine/threonine phosphatase activity; protein tyrosine/threonine phosphatase activity. Lineage: Eukaryota; Metazoa; Porifera; Demospongiae; Suberitida; Halichondriidae. The transcript has a single exon.